GGGCGCGGCGGGGCGGAAGGGGAAGUCGGCGUCCCUGGGAGCUGCGGGCCCUUGAGGUCGUAGGGGCUUCACUUUAAGUACCGUCUAGGAGAGGACCCUAGCUGUCGCUACGUAACAGACUUUAGUGUUUCUCCACGGGAAUUCCAGACGGCGACCCGCGGGGGUUCGGCGGCGCGGUCCGUUUGAAGCCGACCUGCAGGCCCGCUGCCCUCUGCUGGGCGUGGGGACGCAGCGCACAGCGACGCGGAGCCCUUUGCCAGAAUUCUUUUGAGCCUCAUUAAUCCUUUUAAUGCUACACACACAUAUAAUUGCAAAAUCUGCUGCGGGAGGGAGGAGCAUGGUAAUAAAACAGAGGAUCUUUUCUUAAUAUUUUAUUGGUCUGAUCUGAAAGAUGAGCAGAUCUCAAUUAGUUGGGGCACAGGCAGCGAUCAGCGUUCCAGGAAGAGAGACCGGCUUGCAAGGAAGAAUGGGACCGAAACAGGAAUUGGACAGUAAGCAGGUCACUCUCUAGAGGAAAGCUUCACAUAAAGAAAUGGCAAGACAUGUUUUGAAGACAUCACCUAUCCCUAUGAAGACAAAAUUGCUACAUCAAAUAGGAUUGUCACUUUAUAAUACCUCUCAUGGCUUCCAUGAGGAAGAAGUGAAAAGAAAACUUGAGCAGUUUCCUGGUGGAUCCAUUGACCUUCAGAAGGAAGACAAUGGCAUUGGCAUUCUUACUCUGAACAAUCCAAGUAAAAUGAAUGCCUUCUCAGGUGUUAUGAUGCUACAACUUCUGGAAAAAGUGAUUGAGUUGGAAAAUUGGACAGAGGGGAAAGGUCUCAUUGUCCACGGAGCAAAAAAUACUUUCUCCUCAGGAUCUGAUCUGAAUGCUGUGAAAGCACUAGGAACUCCAGAGGAUGGAAUGGCCGUAUGCAUGUUCAUGCAAAACACCUUAACAAGAUUUAUGAGACUUCCUUUAAUAAGUGUUGCACUAGUUCAAGGUCGGGCCCUGGGUGGAGGAGCAGAAGUUACUACAGCAUGUGAUUUCAGGUUAAUGACUACCGAGAGUGAGAUCAGAUUUGUCCACAAGGAGAUGGGUAUAAUACCAAGCUGGGGAGGUGCUAGCCGGCUAGUUGAAAUAAUUGGCAGUAGACAAGCCCUCAAAGUGUUAAGUGGGGCCCUUAAGCUGGAUUCAAAAAAAGCUUUACAAAUAGGAAUGGUUGAGGAGGUCUUGCAGUCUUCAGAUGAAACCGAAUGUCUCAGAGAGGCACAAGAGUGGCUCCAGCAGUUUAUCAAAGGGCCACCAGAAGUAAUUAGAGCUCUGAAAAAAUCUGUUUCUUCAGGCAAAGAGCUUUCUUUAGAGGAGGCAUUACAGACUGAAAGAGAUCUUUUAGGAACAGUUUGGGGUGGACCGGCAAAUUUAGAGGCUAUUGCUAGGAAAGGAAAGUUUAAGGAAUAGUUUUUAAAAAUAGGUACUGCAAGUAAAACUCCAAUGAUUAAUAUGUAUAAAAGUUAAAUAAUAUUAAAUAUGAAUGUCAAAACGACUUUGAAGGCUUCUAUUAGUAUAUCAGCUUUAAACAACUGUUUGAAUACCUGAACUCAUUGGCCUAGUUUUCAGUCUGUUUCAGUCUUGGGUACUUACCAAGUAAUUUUGAACAUCUGACUAAAAUAUGCAACACUUUCAGCUUAAAAAUUAUUAGUAAUUCCCAAAUUCCCAUAUUAGUUCUUAGGCUAUAACCAAAGACCAGUUUUUAAAAGAAAAAAAUGACACAAAAUCUAUUUCUGAUGUUAUUUUUCAUAAAGUCUUUGUCUUGCCUUACCUGGAAACAGUUUACAAAAAUAGCUUAAUGAAACUUAGAGAGCAAAAGUGGAGAGGGGUCGGGGGGACAGGAAAAUAUGCAAAGGUAUGACUAGUCCUUUUCUUUUGCUCCAAGCAGCUGGAGUAAAGAAGUCGUGGGCAACAGCCCUUCUUUUAAAUAAAGAUGCUCCUCACCUCAACCCUCUACACAUUUGGACCUUAUUUAUUUGAUCUUUUAAAUAAUUAUUAGAUUUCUAUUUUAAAUUAUCUACGAAUCAAUGAUAGCCACCAUAUAGUAACUCUACUAACUGCAAAAUUGGCCAGUUCAUUUGUGUGUGCUCCAAAAUUUCCAUACCAGUAGCUAAGAAGUACUAUAGUUUACGUAGUAAUCAAAUUUAACUUUGAUCAAAACUGCCAAAGACUGCAGAGACUUAAGGAAGCAUCCGGUAACAUACAUUUGCCUUUUACAUCAGAUUUCUAUUUUUUUCUGAAAAGUAGCUAGCGUUUCUUCUUCUAUAACUAGCUAUCUUUUAAAAGUAAAGUUAAUAACAAUGUGCAACUCAAAACUUUUAUGAUCAUCUCAGUAAUACAGACUUUAAAAAACGUAAGUCAAAGAAUUAAGUCCUAAUUCUAACCUAUCACAACAAGAGGUAAACGGAUGGACCUAGAGUCUGUUACACAGAGUGAGGUAAGUCAGAAAGAAAAA
Molecule: messenger RNA, 2483 nt
Organism: Kogia breviceps (pygmy sperm whale)
Lineage: Eukaryota; Metazoa; Chordata; Mammalia; Artiodactyla; Physeteridae
Source: RefSeq, a predicted model, not a curated record